AUGGUUUUUCAAGAGUCGUACAAACGAAUUAUCAUACUCGGCUUAGAUGGUGUAGGUAGGUUUUUAACAGAAACCGAAACACCCAAUAUUGAUGCUUUCUUCGCCUCGGGUGCAAGUUCAUUAAAAGCCAAGGCAGUGGUACCAACGGAUAGUGCGGAAAAUUGGGGUUCCUUAUUACAUGGGGUUCUUCCUCAUAAACAUGGAUUAAGAAAUGGAGAUGUGGACGCGGGAAUUCCAUAUGAUGAAAAUAAUCCUUAUCCAACUUGGGAAUCAAUUAAUACUGGUAUCAUCGAAUUAUCGGUCAAAGUUGAUUUAUAUGCACCUCUCACUCAUGAAAAUUUUUUUUUUAAAUGGUGGCUACGAUUUAAACAUAAAAUUAAAAAUUCGAUUUUCGAUUAUUCGGUGGUUUCAAGAUUAGUCGAUUAUAUUCAUGAUCCAAAAAAUCGAGAUGUCAAAUUGAUCUUCGUUCAUUUAACCGAUGUAGAUGAAUAUGGUCAUGGUCAUAAUUAUGGAUCUCAAACAUAUUUGGAACAAAUUAAAGUUUUGGAUUCACAUAUUGGAAAAAUUCUCGAGGCGAUCGAUAAAGAAGGUUGGAACGAUGAUUCUUUGGUAAUAAUGACAACUGAUCAUGGAGGUAUUGGUACAUCUCAUGGAGGAAAAAGUGAUGAGGAGGUUAAUGUAUUUUUGGCGGUUCGCGGUGAGGGGAUUGAACCAAAUUCAAAAAUCGAAAGUGAAGUGUGUAAUAUGGAUUGUGCAGCUUUGAUCGUUAAAGCAUUAGGAAUGGAAAUUCCUGAAUGGUUUGAUGCUAAAUUGCCGAUCGAAUUUGCUUAG
Diversispora eburnea is the source of this 831-nucleotide messenger RNA. Lineage: Eukaryota; Fungi; Glomeromycota; Glomeromycetes; Diversisporales; Diversisporaceae. The record is from the annotation of a GenBank genome assembly.